This is a messenger RNA of Aspergillus clavatus NRRL 1, 1500 nucleotides long. RefSeq names its product beta-lactamase family protein. The coding region runs from base 1 to 1500 and encodes 499 amino acids. Lineage: Eukaryota; Fungi; Ascomycota; Eurotiomycetes; Eurotiales; Aspergillaceae. The record is from RefSeq and is a predicted model, not a curated record. The transcript has 2 exons.
AUGAACACCUUUCACUCUCCUAAUUUCUCCUCCCGGGUCCAAGAACUGAUGCAGCAGCAUCAUGUUCCCGGCAUCUCUAUUGCACUCAUACACGAUGACAAAGUAGCCUCAGCGGGAUAUGGCCAUGCAUCCCUGGACCCGCCAACAGCAUGCACUGCGGAUACACUAUUUGAUAUUGCAUCUUCCUCCAAAUCGUUGACCGCUGCGUCUGUGGCGUUGCUCAUCGACGAUGGGGAAAGAUACCCGGAAGUUCAAUGGGACGCCCUCAUGUCCAGUCUCCUACCGGACGACUUUGUGAUGUCUUCAGAGGAAUACACUGGCGGAGUAACCGUGGAGGAUAUAUUGAGCCACCGGAGCGGACUGCCCGGCCACGAUGACUCGUACAUGGGCAUCCGGGCUGCACAGCCAGACGAUGCACGAUCCAUCACCAGAAACCUUCGCAACUUGCCGGUGGCAGCGCCCAUUCGAUCGAAAUACAUGUACUGCAACAUGAUGUACACUGUCGCCACGCAUCUUGUCGAGUCUAAGAGCGGAGAGCGAUUCCCGGACUAUCUGGAGCACCACUUCUUCCAACCGUUGGAGAUGAAUUCCACAAACCUCCAGCCUUCACGCGCCUGCCAUAAGGGUCUAGGUGAUCGCCUCGCCAUGGGGCACUCCUGGGACGAUGAGACAAGCACAUACCGAAGCUUUCCGGCGACGGACUGUCCGGAAGGACAAGGAGCGGGUUCGAUCAUCACCAGUGCAAAUGACUAUAUCAAAUGGGUGAAAGCAAUGCUGUACAAGGAGGGCCCGAUCACCGAGGCGAUGUACAGCGGCGUCACUAAACCACGCACGAUUCAAGACCCAGAUGGGAAGAACAUGGAGCCAUUUAGCUCGCCCAUUCUAUACGCCGCGGGCUGGGAGGUGUUUUACUAUCGCGGCUACGCGGUCAUCGGACACGAUGGAUCUGUUCCUGGAUUCGGCAGCCGGCACUUCUUCCUGCCGGAGUUCAACUUCGGUGCCGUCGUUCUGGGGAAUUCGGAUUCCGCCGCGUUGGUGACUAGUAUCAUUGCGCGGGAGCUGAUCGACGAGCUGCUUGGCGUGCCGGCAACUGAGCGUCCGGAUUGGAACGAGACCAUAUCGCGAAACGCCGAGGAGAACCCGGAUGAAGAAGAGGAAUUCCGGCAGCAGCUGUGUCCUGGGAUCCAACAGGCGGAGCCACAGACUCUGUCCCUCGCGGCUUACACAGGGGAAUACUCACACCCUGGGUACCAUACCUUGAAGGUCGAAGUCACAGAGGAAGAGCUGUUCAUCGACGCAAUGGAUCGGUCGUUUGGGUUCACCAUGACAUUCGAUCAUGUGUGCCAGCAGACAAAGUUCAUUGCGCACUUGCAUGAUCCUUUAGGCGGGGAGGAUAUUCCGCUUAAGGUCGAGUUCAAACUUGAAGGGGACAAGGCUGUGCGCAUGGGCGUGCACUUCGAGGUAGACUUGGAGGAUUAUAUCUGGUUUGACAAGGUAUAA